CCAAGCUUAAAGAAAAUGCAGAGAAGUUAGAAUGGAAGGGAAGUGCUAAGGGAAACUUCAAGCGACAAACCGGACGACUGGACCGAGCUAGUUAACGACGCCUUUUUCGCUGCCAUCCCGCCACCGUGCCCCGCCUGGACGCCUCUCCAAGACCAGGACUCCACGACUGAAGUGCCUCACGCAGACUACGCAGUCACGCGGCUCACGGGAGUCACCGGCUCGCCGCCUCACCGCCUAUCCGCCACCCACCGAUCACGGUCUCACGGACCUCAGCCCCUUACUGCCUUGGACCUCGGGCCAGCCCUGAUGAUUUCCCAUACAGAAGAGAACUCUUGUCUAGGUGGUACCUUGGGUAAAAAAAGCAACCACCUGCAAUUUGAUACUACAAGUUGAAUGAUGGGUUGAUGGGUACUCUCAGCUAUAAAUAAAUUAAAAGCCUGCAACUUAGUUAUUGGUUAGCUGAAGAAAAAUUGAGGAGGGUUACUUUCUUUCGUCCUAAUACCAUGGCUGCUGCGUUUGCUGCCUUCACCCGAACACAAUCGUCAUUUAGGUUAAAGCACCUGGUCCGCCGGAGCUACUCUACGAAGGCAAGUAGUGUACUUCCUCCCCCUGAUGUCUCUCGUUUGGCCGCAACAGCUCGCAUUUCUCUCACCCCAGCUGAGAUUGAAGAAUUCGCUCCUAAAAUUCGACAAGUGAUAGACUGGUUUGGUCAACUCCAAGCCGUUGAUCUUGGAAUUAUUGAGCCAUCCAUCAGAGCAGAUACCGAAGGCGAUAGCUUGCGGGAUGAUGUGCCUGAAUGUUUUGAAAACAGGGAAGCCAUUAUAGCUGCAUUUCCAAGCUAUGAGGAGCCUUAUAUCAAUGUCCCCAAAGUGCUGAACAAGGAAUAAUUUUCUCAGAGCAUCCCAGCCAUAUGCUAUAGUCCUUAUAUAUUGUAUACAUUCUCAUUUACUUGAAAUACAAUUUUAGUGAUUAUGGCUUCAUUUGGUUGAAGGAAAAAUGUUUGGUUUGAAGCAUUUCCCUAGAUUCUUUGAAUUUGAAUGGAAUAUUUAAAAGAGGAAGUCUUGCUAUCGACCCGUUCUAUUUUUCUUUUUG
Cuscuta epithymum is the source of this 1092-nucleotide messenger RNA. The record is from the annotation of a GenBank genome assembly. NCBI's taxonomy places the organism in Eukaryota, Viridiplantae, Streptophyta, Magnoliopsida, Solanales, Convolvulaceae.